Molecule: messenger RNA, 1599 nt
Organism: Exophiala aquamarina CBS 119918
Lineage: Eukaryota; Fungi; Ascomycota; Eurotiomycetes; Chaetothyriales; Herpotrichiellaceae
Exons: 6
Coding region: 1-1599 (532 amino acids)
Biological process (GO): transmembrane transport; carbohydrate transport
Cellular component (GO): membrane
Molecular function (GO): carbohydrate:proton symporter activity
Source: RefSeq, a predicted model, not a curated record
AUGGGUGAAAAGCGUGCCCACUCCAACCUUUUCAAUCGCCUCGUGACGGUCGCGGUCGCGUUUGGGUCAUUGACUUACGGGUACUGUUCUGCUAUCAUCGGAAGUACUAUCGGCCAACCUGGCUGGUAUGAAUUUUUCAACCUGCCCACAGAGGGCCCCGGUUACGCAACCACCACAACAAAUACCAUCGCUACCGCAAAUGGGCUGUACAGUGCCGGUGGUGCUGUGGGAUCCCUUUGGAUCAUGUGGGCUGCUACCGCUCUUGGCCGGAAGCGUAACAUCCAGCUUGGUGCCUUGUUGGCAGUGCUCGGUGGGGCUUUCCAAGGCGGCGCUGCGAAUCUUGGGAUGUUCCAGGCAGGCCGCUUCAUUUCGGGCCUUGCCAUAGGUAUUCUGGUUACGAUCUGUCCGAUGUAUAUGGCUGAGCUUGCACCGCCUGAGAAGCGUGGCUGGCUGGUGGGCCAUCAUGCUAUCUUUUUGGUUUUCGGCUACAUGUUGUCAGCCUGGCUUGGUUAUGCCACCUACUUCGCCACAGCAGCCAAUCCAUCAUUUGCGUGGCGCUUUCCCCUUUGUAUGCAAUGCCUCGCUCCCCUCAUUCUACUUGCGACAUCUUUCUUCAUCCCAAGGUCACCUAGAUGGCUUCUACAAAAAGGAUUGACAGAAGAGGCAUGGACAACUCUUCUCCGACUCAGAAAAUCCCCAGAUGAUCCAGAUAACCUCGUCGCCAAGGAAGAGCUAUAUCAGACCAAGGAGCAACUGGCCCUGGAUGCGGCCAAACUGCGCAAACUUAACACCACACCAUGGCAGGCCGUCCUGAAAAUCAAAAGCUAUCGAAAGCGCAUGAUAAUCGGCUUCCUAACCCAGUGGGGCGCCGAAUUUUCGGGGCCAUUGGUCAUUAAUAAUUACUCCGUCAUUCUCUAUACAAAUCUUGGACAGACUGGCUCAAUGCCGCUUCUUCUCUCUGCAAUCUGGCUAACAACUGCAGGCGUUAUUUACAAUCCACUUGGGGCCUGGCUUCAUGAUCGCGUCAAUUCUCGUCGAUGGAUGUUCAUGGUGGGUACUUUUGGGUGCCUCAUCACCACGAGCGGAUUGGCUGGCUGUAUCGCACAAUACUCUGGUACAACCAAUAAGGCUGGCAAUGCUGCUGGUGUCUUCUUUGUCUUCUUGUACCUUGCUUUCCAAGGGACUGGUUGCGAUACCACAAUGUAUUUGUAUGUCUCUGAAAUCUUCCCCACAGAGAUUCGACCGAUCGGAAUGGGAUUCUCACUCUUUGGACAAUUUGCGUCCACGAUUAUUCUCCUGCAGACCGCACCUAUUGGCUUUGUCACGAUCGGGUGGAAGUACUAUCUGGUCAUCAUUUGUUGGUGCAUCGUGUUCCUCCCAAUGAUAUACUUUUUCUGGCCCGAGACUGCUCAACUCUCUUUGGAAGAAAUUUCGGCAAAGUUUGGCGACGAUGUUGCCGUCCACGUCCACGAUGUCUCGGCCGAGCAACGAAGAGAGCUCGAUGAAUUCCUGAGGACCACUGAUGUCGCUCACGCUGAGGCCUCCGAACUCGAUCAGUCGAAUGAGAAGAGCCUCCAAAGCGUUGAAAGGGUGGCCUAG